Messenger RNA from Dendrobium catenatum, 1332 nucleotides. RefSeq names its product ACD11 homolog protein. Gene Ontology annotation, cellular component: membrane; cytoplasm; cytosol. The transcript is spliced from 4 exons. The record is from RefSeq and is a predicted model, not a curated record. The coding region runs from base 145 to 774 and encodes 209 amino acids. Gene Ontology annotation, molecular function: ceramide 1-phosphate binding; ceramide 1-phosphate transfer activity. NCBI's taxonomy places the organism in Eukaryota, Viridiplantae, Streptophyta, Magnoliopsida, Asparagales, Orchidaceae. Gene Ontology annotation, biological process: ceramide transport; intermembrane lipid transfer.
UUUCCAAUAAACGCCUCGCUAGCGUUCUACCGCGCUACCCACAGCUUCUCCCGCUACCCACACCUUCUCCCGCUUCUCCUCUUCUCUCGGCUCGCAAUCCUCAGAACGCUAGCGCGAUUUCCAUCUCAUUUUCUUGUCUGGUCAAUGAUGGAAGAAGAAUGCCGCUUUUCGUCAUCGGAUUCAUUCAAGGAGGCGGAGGUCGGGACGCCACUUUCGGCGGUAGUGGAGGCGUUUGAAGAGCUUGCGAAGUCUUUGGAGGGGAGUUCCGAGGACCUCCGGCUCCACCCCUUCCUCUUUGCUUGCUCCCAUGUCUCGGACCUCUUCGGAUGCCUGGGCUUAGGGUUCAAGUUUGCGGAGAUCGAAUACGUUUCAAAGGUGAACAAAUUAUUGCAAGCUUCAAAGGCAUUUUACACUUUGAGUGGCAUAAUAGACCAUGAUGUGCGAAAUGGCACAAUUAGAAAGUCAGGGAGCCAUUCACGUAAUUUGCGGAGGGUUAGGCUUGGCCUUGACCUUAUAAAAGCCUUGUUCGAGCAGUUUCUUUCAUCCAAAGAGUGCUCGCCAAAAGAAGCUGCUUCAAAUGCUUAUGCGCAAGUGUGUGCACCGUACCAUACAUGGCCAGUUAGGAAGGCAGUUGCUGCUGGAAUGUGUACUCUUCCAACGAGGGAGCAGCUAUUGUUGAAGCUACAAGACAUUGAAGCGGACUGGGCUGGAGAUCCUCUCACAAGAAGAUCAACGUCAGGCUACUACUCCUUAGGCGACACACUGAUAUCAUGAACAAUCAAGAAACAACGCACCGUUGCUCGAUCUUCUACGGAAUCUGAAUAUCGGGCACUCGUAGCACUUACAUCUGACAUUAUAUGGUUACGACGACUUCUCACAGAUUUUGGUAUUCACAAGAAUAUCCGACUGAUCUCUACUGCGACAACAUGUCUGCAAUUGCUUUGACCAAUAAUCCCAUGUUUCACUCUCGCACGAAACACAUUGAGAUUGAUCAAAAAUUCUUAAGGGAUCACAUCCAACAGAACAACAUCAGACUUCAUCCAAUUAGUACAAUAGACCAAGUAGCAGAUAUCUUGAUCAAAUCUUUGUCUACACCUCGUUUCCAUCAACUACGACUCAAAUUGACGGUCAUCCAAGACCCAUCAAUUUGCGGGGGCGUAUUAAAGCAAGCUAACAAAUCUCAGCCAUAGAAUCUGUUACUUAUUACUCUUUACGAUAGGAAUAGGUGGAAGCUUAUUAUUGGCUGCAAUACCUGUAAUCCUUCUACCUACUUCUAUAUAAAGACAUGUAUCUCUAUUGCACAGGUUUAUGACAGAAAUAAUAAACUUCUCU